AAAGUUGCACUUGUUAAAUCUGAAGAAUGAAGUUUCUCGUGUUACUUGUUAUUUUCGGCUUUACUCAGAUUUGUUUAUGUUCGAGGCCGUUCAAGGAAAUUUGCGAUGCUUUCAAAGUCAUGGCCAAUGUAGAUGGCAAAGUUGUGGAUAAUCUUUGCAAUUUAUUCACUAGAUUAAGGACAUUAAAUGAAAGAAAUGACACCGAAUGGAAGGCAACUCUCAUGACCGUUGCAUUAAAUGAUGAUUUACCAAAGAAAAAUCGAACAAUUUCCGACAUUCAGAAAAGUUUUCGUGAAAAAACCCAAAAAACUGUGGUAAAAGAGCAAACAAAAGAAGCAAAGACAACGAGUCAUGUUUCUGCCGAUCCCACUGAAAAAGAAUUUUUUGAACGAGCUCGAAAGCAUGUUAUCUACAGAGUUGGACGCAUCGAAAACCGAAAAAGCGUUAGAAUUUGCUACGGAAAUUUUUCGCAAAACUAAUCGCGAAAAAGAUAUUAGUAUUUUUGCUUUGAUUUUAUUUUUCAACUGAUAUAAAGAUUGACUUUUCGAACAGGUGUAUUAUACCAUGA
Molecule: messenger RNA, 568 nt
Organism: Sitodiplosis mosellana (orange wheat blossom midge)
Lineage: Eukaryota; Metazoa; Arthropoda; Insecta; Diptera; Cecidomyiidae
Exons: 3
Coding region: 27-479 (150 amino acids)
Source: RefSeq, a predicted model, not a curated record